GCGGGGCCGCGGGGCCGGGGCGCCAUGGGCAACCUGUUCGGCCGCAAGAAGCAGAGCCGGGUCACCGAGCAAGACAAGGCCGUCCUGCAACUGAAGCAGCAGCGGGACAAGCUGAAGCGGUACCAGAAGAGGAUCACCCAGCAGUUGGAGCAGGAGCGCGAGAUCGCCAGGCAGCUCCUGCGGGACGGGAGGAAGGAACGGGCCAAGCUGCUGCUCAAGAAGAAGCGGUACCGGGAGCAGCUUCUGGAUAAGACAGAAAACCAAAUCACCAGCCUGGAAACGAUGGUCCAGAGCAUUGAGUUCACCCAGAUUGAAAUGAAGGUGGUCGAAGGGCUGCAGAUUGGAAAUGAGUGUCUGAAAAAGAUGCACCAGGUGAUGUCCAUAGAAGAAGUGGAGCGGAUACUGGAGGAGACCCAGGAGGCUGUGGAGUACCAGCGGCAAAUAGAUGAGCUGUUGGCAGGAAGCUUCACUCAGGAAGAUGAAGAUGCCAUCCUGGAGGAGCUGAAUGCAAUCACUCAGGAGCAGCUAGAGCUCCCAGAGGUCCCUUCAGAGCCGCUUCCCGAAAAGAAACCAGAGCAAGUCCCCCGCGAGGCCAGGCCCAAGCAGGUGGAACUGGUGGCAGCCUCGUAACUUGGCCUCUUCUUCUGGGACUGGCGGGGACUCCCCAGAGACUGGGGCCCACAGAGUUUGGGUGCGUGGUCAGCCCUGACCCGGCUCCCAGGAGGCCGGUUCCAGGCCAGGCCGGUCAGGUGCUGACGGAGCAGCGUGGCACACACAGGGCUCCAUUCCAGGGUGACUCUGCGGAGGAGCGCUUCCCAGGCGCUGCUGUCUUGCUCUCAUUUGUGGAUUAAAUGGCAACAUUCAGAACUUCCGGCCACCCACGGCCUCUGAUGCU
Odobenus rosmarus divergens (Pacific walrus) is the source of this 895-nucleotide messenger RNA. It is a transcript of the gene CHMP6, whose product is annotated as charged multivesicular body protein 6. The transcript is spliced from 8 exons. Gene Ontology annotation, biological process: vesicle budding from membrane; late endosome to vacuole transport via multivesicular body sorting pathway. NCBI's taxonomy places the organism in Eukaryota, Metazoa, Chordata, Mammalia, Carnivora, Odobenidae. Bases 25 to 630 code for a protein of 201 amino acids. Gene Ontology annotation, cellular component: ESCRT III complex; multivesicular body. The record is from RefSeq and is a predicted model, not a curated record.